Molecule: messenger RNA, 1443 nt
Organism: Schistosoma margrebowiei
Lineage: Eukaryota; Metazoa; Platyhelminthes; Trematoda; Strigeidida; Schistosomatidae
Source: the annotation of a GenBank genome assembly
AUGUUUGUUACUACUACUACUACUACUACUACUACUACUACUACUACUACUACUACUACUACUACUACUACUACUACUACUACUACUACUACUACUACUACUACUACUACUACUACUACUACUACUACUACUACUACUACUACUACUACUACUACUACUACUACUACUACUACUACUACUACUACUACUACUACUACUACUACUACUACUACUACUACUACUACUACUACUACUACUACUACUACUACUACUACUACUACUACUACUACUACUACUACUACUACUACUACUACUACUACUACUACUACUACUACUACUACUACUACUACUACUACUACUACUACUACUACUACUACUACUACUACUACUACUACUACUACUACUACUACUACUACUACUACUACUACUACUACUACUACUACUACUACUACUACUACUACUACUACUACUACUACUACUACUACUACUACUACUACUACUACUACUACUACUACUACUACUACUACUACUACUACUACUACUACUACUACUACUACUACUACUACUACUACUACUACUACUACUACUACUACUACUACUACUACUACUACUACUACUACUACUACUACUACUACUACUACUACUACUACUACUACUACUACUACUACUACUACUACUACUACUACUACUACUACUACUACUACUACUACUACUACUACUACUACUACUACUACUACUACUACUACUACUACUACUACUACUACUACUACUACUACUACUACUACUACUACUACUACUACUACUACUACUACUACUACUACUACUACUACUACUACUACUACUACUACUACUACUACUACUACUACUACUACUACUACUACUACUACUACUACUACUACUACUACUACUACUACUACUACUACUACUACUACUACUACUACUACUACUACUACUACUACUACUACUACUACUACUACUACUACUACUACUACUACUACUACUACUACUACUACUACUACUACUACUACUACUACUACUACUACUACUACUACUACUACUACUACUACUACUACUACUACUACUACUACUACUACUACUACUACUACUACUACUACUACUACUACUACUACUACUACUACUACUACUACUACUACUACUACUACUACUACUACUACUACUACUACUACUACUACUACUACUACUACUACUACUACUACUACUACUACUACUACUACUACUACUACUACUACUACUACUACUACUACUACUACUACUACUACUACUACUACUACUACUACUACUACUACUACUACUACUACUACUACUACUACUACUACUACUACUACUACUACUACUACUACUACUACUACUACUACUACUACUACUACUACUACUACUACUACUACUACUACUACUACUACUACUACUACUACUACUACUACAUUUAAUAACUUUGUCAAUUAA